CACGUCAUGUUAGUGACCUAGCUGCUUAAUAACAUAAACAAGAAAUGGCAGACUUAGCAUGCUUUGGCGUUGUGAUGACUUGACAACCUUUAUGUCUGUAUUUUAACAUUUUAUACAAAGCGUACGCGUUGUAAAUUGAGAUUUAAAGCAAAUCUGAAGCAUAAGCGGCGAAUGUGAAGAGUCUGUGAUGAAAAGCUCGGAUCAGGAUGGACAGCGAUCUGAGCCCACAGGAUAGGAAAGACUUGGACAAAUUCAUCAAAUUUUUUGUCUUGAAGACGGUGCAGGUAAUAGUACAGGCUCGUUUGGGUGAGAAGAUCUGCACUCGCUCGUCCUCUUCCCCCACAGGCUCAGACUGGUUCACCCUAGCAAUUAAAGACAUCCCAGAGGUGACCCAUGAAGCUAAAAAAGCUCUGGCCGGACAGCUGCCCACUGUUGGACGCUCCAUGUGUGUGGAGAUUUCCCUGAAAACAUCAGAGGGGGAUUCAAUGGAACUGGAAACAUGGUGCUUGGAGAUGAACGAGAAGUGUGAAAAGGACAUUAAAGUCUCCUACACGGUUUACACGCGUCUGUCCCUGCUCCUGAAAUCUCUCCUGGCCAUCACCAGAGUUACCCCUGCUUACAAACUGUCACGCAAUCAAGGCCAUGAUUAUGUCAUCCUAUACAGGAUAUAUUUUGGCGAUGUGCAGUUAACAGGACUGGGUGAAGGAUUUCAGACAGUACGUGUAGGAGUUGUAGGUACUCCUACAGGAACUCUCACACUUUCCUGUGCAUACCGCACCAAUCUGGCCCUCAUGUCCUCCAGGCAGUUUGAGAGGACGGGUCCCAUCAUGGGCAUCAUCAUAGACCACUUUGUGGAGCGUCCGCUCGGGAACACGGCCCUAAUGCACCCCUGCAACUACAGAGCUCCAGGUGAGGAAGAGGGAGGGGUUUAUGCUGGAGUGGAGGACUCGCAGGAAGUGUGCACCACCUCCUUUUCCACGUCUCCACCUUCUCAGUGUCUGUGUACAGUAAGUCAGGCACACAGUAAAAGUCCUAAACCUUCUCUGACGGCCACUCUGAAGGUCCCUGUGAUGGGGCUGGGCUUCUCACAGCAACUUUGCACUUCUCGUCUGUCAUAUCAGACUCCCCUCCUGGGGCCAGUAGAUUUGUGCCAUCCUACUGCCUACACUGCUGCUGCCCACCCACACCAGAUAGCAGUUCCAGGGAAGGAAGGUGGAGUCCCACAGGUGCUGGUUCAGCCCAGUCAUGGCACUCAGGCAGACCAUGGGCGUGUGCCGUCCUGCCCCGCCGCAGACGUACCACACCCUCCAACCUCCAACUGCAGCAGCGGUGAUACAGACGUGUUGUCACGAAGUAGCGAAGGGAAGAACGUGUCCCCUUCGGACGCCCCCCAGACGACCUUUACCAGGAAAGUGGGAGCCUUUGUCAACAAACCCACCACACAGGUGACCACUGCCAGUCUGGAUCUGCCGUUUGCUGCGUUUGCUCCCAGAGGUUACGACCUGGAGGAGAACGACCCCAUGGUACAGCCGCCAGCAUCACCCACCUCCUCGUCUCCAUUACAAGACAGUCUUCACUCCCAGAGCUCCAGCCAGAGUGGAGGACAAGCACAAGAUGAUUUUGUCAUGGUUGACUUUAAACCAGCGUUCUCUAAGGACGACCUGUUGCCGAUGGACUUGGGCACUUUUUACAGAGAGUUUCAGAAUCCUCCGCAGCUCACAAGCCUUUCCAUCGACGUCAGCGCUCAGUCUAUGGCUGAGGACUUGGAGACUUUGCCAGAGAAGCUGGCCAUCUACGAGCAGAACAUCGAUGAGUUUGACAAAUUUGUGGACACACUACAGUGAAUCAUAACAAAAUCCGACGACUAUUAAAAUCUUUUUUUAUUUGUAUUUUAUUGUUAUUUUUUUUUUCUCUCCUUCCUUUUCCCUUCAGCCAGAUCAUUAUACGGCUGACUUCUUUAGGGUUUCCUGUUCGUCUGCUAUUUGUACGCUGUAAUAUUUAAAUCUCUUUUCUUUUGCGUCCUCUUCCUCAUAUUCUUGAGCAUGAUUCAUGAUUCCCUCCUGGAGUAUAUGAACUUUUAGCUGAAUACUUAGUACAAAAAAAGCCAGUAGUCUAUAAAACAGGUUUAUUUUGGUUGUCUGUUAUUGGUGUUUUUUUUUUUGUUGUUGUUUUGUUUUUGUUUUAAAGAAAUGUAACCAUCAUUAACUCCUUAUUCCUUUGAAUUGGUUUCAUUCUGAAAGAAUUCUGUUUGAAAGGUGACGUUGGUGUCGAGGAACCUCGGCAGGCCCAAAUCAUUGUAAUAAAUGUAUAUAGUGCACAAAUUAUUUAAUUUUAUUUUGUAAAGCACUGCAGAGAGGUUAAAAAAAAAAAGCCCACAUGAUUCUAAACUGUUCUGAAAAAUCUCAUCAUUCAUUUAUUUAUAUUUACACCAGUUUAAGAAGAAACCAAAAAAAAAAAAAAAGGCUUUAAUGCUUAACUACAUCCACUUCUACUUCUGAACAGCAUCAGAUCUUCUGAGGAAGCGAGUGCUGAAAGUGGAUCAUGACUAGAGCUGCAUCUGUAUCAGUAUCAGUUCAUUUACCGUCAUUAAGAGGCUGUGAUGCAGCACACGAUACUGUGAUACCGUACGAUGUGAGUCCAGCGCUAACGAACAGAGAACAGAGAACGAUCCGGAAAAAAGAUUUUCAUGAUUAAUGAACAAAACAAAGAGAAGCUUGAUGUAUAAAACAAAAAGGCAACAGAUUCUUAUUGGACAGGAUAAAGAGGAUAGUUUAAUAAUAAACUGAUUUACUUCAAAAAGCAUCUUAGACAUUCAGCGGUUUUUCUUGUACAUACAAUCGAGUGCAAAAGUUUGCACACCCUCUGGGUUUUCAAUGGAAAAAUGUUAAAUGCAAGAUUAAAAAAAAAAAACAAUGAUCCAUACACAAGGAAAAACAUCAGAAGAAAAACAGAUUAAAAAGCUUUUUUUUUUUUUUAUUUUUAACUUGCAGGGCAGUAUCAGCAAGAGGGGCAUAAAGAAUAAGCAAAAAUAUAAAGGCUGUAGCACGUUUGUAGUGAGGACUGCAGCGCUGGGCUCUAAAGUCACCGACAGAUCUAAAUAAAGUUCACAAUGUCCCUGUUUGCUCGUUACUAAGAAGGUUAAUUCACCAAAAACACACUACUUAUACUGAAAAAAGGAGUAUUGAUCUCUUCAUGUAGGUUUUUAUUGAGUGACUCCAUCUCCUUCACAUCGCUGCUCUGCUCCCCAUCCUUCACUGACCACAUGGAUGUUCUCCAGAUUUAUUCCUUGCUCAUAUUUUUAAUAUUUAAGAAUUUGCUCGAAGCAUGUAGAAAUUGUAUUCUUGAUUCAAGAAUCCUAAUUAUCCAUUGUGAUCACAACACUUUAAAACUUCUACUAAAGCAGACAGCGUAGUCUAGAUCAACCCUGGUCACGUUCCUCUGUCUCUAGUGUUCCUGUGUUACAGUUGGUGUUUUGAGGAAACGCUGUUUUCUGGCAUGUACAUGUGUGCAAUAAACUGCGUUAUUUCAAAAAGCA
Tachysurus vachellii is the source of this 3535-nucleotide messenger RNA. It is a transcript of the gene atg13, whose product is annotated as ATG13 autophagy related 13 homolog (S. cerevisiae). Gene Ontology annotation, cellular component: Atg1/ULK1 kinase complex; phagophore assembly site; cytosol. The record is from RefSeq and is a predicted model, not a curated record. The coding region runs from base 207 to 1844 and encodes 545 amino acids. Gene Ontology annotation, biological process: mitophagy; protein localization to phagophore assembly site; autophagosome assembly. Lineage: Eukaryota; Metazoa; Chordata; Actinopteri; Siluriformes; Bagridae. The transcript is spliced from 18 exons.